This is a messenger RNA of [Candida] anglica, 1203 nucleotides long. Lineage: Eukaryota; Fungi; Ascomycota; Pichiomycetes; Serinales; Debaryomycetaceae. The record is from the annotation of a GenBank genome assembly.
AUGACUGUGUCAGAACUUGACCAUAAGUACGAUGUUAGGCCCUUUGUAGAGGCGCCAGUUAUUGACACCACAAACGACAAUACUGUUAUUAAACUAGAUGCAAUCGAUUUGAGUAAAUUUGAAGACUAUCCAGAAGGCUCCUUAUCUCGUCAGAAACUUGCAGACCAACUCGAAAAGACAAUAACCACUUCUGGGUUUUUCAAUGUUGUUAAUUACGGCUAUGACCUUGAAAAGCUAGAACACCUCAAGGCGGUUGCUCAGAGUUUACUUAAAUUGCCCGAUGAAGAAAAGAGAAAGUAUCACUCUGGGGCACCAACUGCAGAAGAAGAUUUAGAAAAUAAGAAGAAGGGACUUGGUGCUGAAAGAGGAGAGGGUUACAAACCUAAAGGGUUCUGGAAAAUGAAAGAUAGUGUGAGAGACUCCAUUGAUCACUUCAAUUUCAGAGAUGCCAAAUUGGAAGCAGUAUUCGCCAAAAAGAACAGCGAAGGGAUCUACCCAGAGGUAUUUCUGGCUUAUCAAAAGGAAGUCAAUGCCUAUUACAAGUAUGUUCAUGAAGUGGUUUUACGGAAGGUUUUAACCUUAUGUGACAUAAUUUUAGAAAUCCCAGAAGGAACUUUAUAUGGAAAGUACUUCUCAUUGACAGAUUCUGUGACAACCUCUUCAGGAGGACAUGGAAGAUUUAUGUUGUACCAUCCAUUGACAGAGAAUGAAGCUUCAAAAGUCGAUGGGACAUGGCUCAGAGGACACUCUGAUAUUUCUGCUUUCUCUAUCAUCACGUCACAACCAAUUCUUUCACUUCAAAUACUGGAUUAUGAAUCAGGAGAGUGGAAGUAUGUUGAUUACAGACCAAACUCACUCGUUUGUAAUAUUGGUGAUGCCCUUGAGUUUUUGACAGGUGGGUAUUUCAAGGCCAGUAUGCAUCGAGUACUGUUGCCUCCAGCCAAACAACUUGGUUAUGAAAGAUUGGUUCUUAUAGACUUCAUCAAUCCACUCGAAGACACAGUUAUCCACCCAACUACAUUAGCAUCCAGUAAGUUGAAAAAAGUUGGUUUACAUGAACGUCCAGAAUGGGACAAGAUUACCUACAAGCAAUGGGAUGCAGUGAAAGGUGCAUUACUUGGGGCGGAUGGGGUUGGAGACCGAAGUACUCUUAAAUACUAUGGAAGACAGAUAGAAAGAUGGCAUUAUCUUGAUAAGGAAUGA